AAUAUCAAUUUUUAUUGCAUCACCUGUCAGGAGUGUCCAAUCAGCGUUGGCUUUAGGGGAAUUAAUUGAUGAAGGUGUCUCCGGACGAGCUCACUUCACUCUGUCAUUUUAUUUGUAGCUAAAGCAGCGGCGGGAAUAGCAGCUGCAAUUCUUUUCUCUUUCUCCCUUCACAUUCCAUUAUCAUAGUGCUCCAAUGGAGAGAGAAGGAGUAGAGGGGCCCAGGUACUGAUCCGCAUCGAGGACUCAGACCAACACGCUGGCAGAUCUGAAACCGGAUGGUUUUUUCCCUCUUUUUUAAAAAAACGAAAACCAAAAAAAAAGCAAGAAUCAAGUCAGUGUAAUUUCAUGGGGUUUUUCUCCCCCCCAAUAAUUCGCCUAGAGUUUGGCACUCCCUUCGCCGGGAAUAACAGUCUUUGUUAUUUUAUUAGCAGGAUGCCUUGAGACACACGCAGCAUCUGGCGGAGGAUUAACAUACAUACAUGUGUAUGUAUGCGUCACGUAUAUAUUUACUGCAAAUGGUGGGGAUCAUUUAGUGCCCAGGAUGGGAGACCUGAAGUCAGGUUUCGAAGAGGUGGAUGGCGUGAGGCUCGGCUACCUCAUCAUUAAAGGAAAGCAAAUGUUUGCUCUCUCCCAAGUCUUCACAGAUCUGCUGAAAAACAUCCCGAGGACGACCGUGCACAAGCGCAUGGAUCAUCUGAAAGUGAAAAAGCACCACUGCGAUCUGGAGGAGUUGCGGAAACUCAAAGCAAUCAACAGUAUCGCCUUCCACGCGGCCAAAUGCACGCUCAUCUCCCGGGAAGACGUAGAAGCGCUCUAUACCUCCUGCAAAACCGAGCGUGUGCUCAAGACCAAGCGCAGGAGGGUCGGACGGGCCCUGGCCACAAAGGCGCCGCCGCCAGAGCGCGCCGCCGCCGCCAGCCCCCGCCCGGCUUUUUGGAAGGACAAGCACCAACUUUGGCGGGGCCUGAGCGGAGCCGCGCGGCCCCUGCCAAUCAGCGCGCAGUCCCAGCGUCCGGGCGCCGCAGCCGCGCGCCCCGCCGCCCAUCUACCUCAGAUUUUUAGCAAAUACCCGGGCUCGCACUACCCGGAGAUCGUUCGCUCGCCUUGCAAACCCCCUUUAAACUAUGAAACUGCCCCGCUCCAGGGAAACUACGUCGCCUUCCACUCGGAUCCCGCUUAUUUUCGGAGCCUGCUGUGCAGCAAGCACCCGGCGGCCGCCGCCGCCGCCGCCGCCGCUGCCGCUGCCGCCGCCGCCGCCGCCGCCGCCGCCUACUACCAGGCGUCGGCGGCCGGGCCCCAGCCCAAGGCGGCGACCGGAGCCGGAGGCCCGGUGAGCCUGACCUACCGCUGCAAACGCAAGCGCGGGGGCGCCAAGAACUGCCUGCUCGCGCCCCACGCCGGCGCCCGGCGACUGCUGCUGCUGCCCAGGUCCUACAAAGCCAAGGCGGCGGCGGCGGCCGCAGCGGCGGCAGCGGCGGCGGCGGCGGCCGCCGGGGCCACUUGCUUGGAGAGGUUUCAUCUGGUCAACAGCUUCUGCCCGCCUCCCCACCACCAUCACCACCACCACCACCAUCACCAUCACCACCACCAUCGGGCCCAGCAGCCAACGCCGAGUCACCACCCCCCUCACCACCACCGACCGCAGCCCCAUCUAGGAAGCUUUCCCGAGAGUUGUAGCAGCGACUCCGAGUCCAGCUCCUACUCCGACCAUGCAGCCAACGACUCGGAUUUUGGCUCCAGUUUGUCCAGCUCCAGCAACUCGAUGUCCUCAGAGGAAGAGGAGGAGGAAGGAGAGGAGGAGGAGGAAGAGGAGGAGGAGGAAGAGGGGGGCAGCGGGGCCUCGGAUUCCAGUGAAAUCAGCUCCGAGGAGGAGGAUUCGUCCACCGAGUCAGACUCCAGCUCCGGUUCCAGCCAAGUGUCAGUGCAGAGCAUCCGUUUCAGGCGCACCAGCUUCUGCAAGCCUCCCAGCGUGCAGGCGCAGGCCAACUUCUUGUACCAUCUGGCCUCCGCCGCCGCUGCAACCAAACCCGCUGCUUUCGAGGAUGCCGGCCGACUUCCCGACCUCAAGAGUAGUGUCAAAGCCGAGUCGCCAGAGGAGUGGAGCCUGCAGGGCUGGGCUCCCAAAGGGGCUCCGGUGUACUGCCCGGCCAGCAUGGGGAGUUAUUUCCCAGAGAUAAGAAACGAUAGGGUAUCUGAGAUUACAUUCCCACACUCUGAAAUUUCCAGUACUGUAAAGAGAACUGACCUGACAAUUAACUGCCUGGCAGAGGGGGCCUCUUCACCUAGCCCAAAGACAAACAAUGUAUUUCCACAACAAAGAAUACUCCGAGAGGCUAGGAAAUGCCUACAAGCAACUCCUACUACACACUGUUCAGAUAAUAACACAAUAGCUGCUAGGUUCUUAAAUAAUGAUUCUUGUGGAACAGCAACAAAUUCAGGAAAAGAUUCCAAAAUCCCUCAUUGUCUUGAAUUUGCUACGGAUUUGGCCUCUUCUCAGACUGAUCCCGAAGUGGAUGCAGCAGCAGCGGCAGCAGCAGCAGCAGCAGCAGCAGCAGCUAAAGCUGAGAAUCUCUGCACCGACCCAGGCGACAAGACACUGCCAUUUCUGCACAAUAUUAAAAUCAAAGUAGAAGACAGUAGUGCUAAUGAAGAAUAUGAACCUGAUCUUAUCACAAAUAAGCUGAAGUAUGAGUGCAAUGAUACAAAGGGUGAGUUUUACAGUGUCACUGAGAAGAAAGAGGAGGACGCCUUUUUAACCACAGCCAAGGAAGGUUUUGCAUGCCCUGAGAAAGAAACGCCUUCCUUAAAUCCACUGGCUCAGAGUCAGGGCCUUUCAUGCACUUUAGGAUCUCCAAAACCUGAGGAUGGGGAAUAUAAAUUUGGUGCCAGGGUGAGGAAAAAUUACCGGACACUAGUACUGGGUAAACGACCAGUCCUUCAGACACCUCCAGUCAAACCAAAUUUGAAAUCAGCUAGAAGCCCUCGUCCUACAGGUAAAACUGAGACACAUGAAGGAACACUGGAUGACUUAACAGUUUUAAACAGACGCAAAAAGGUAGCCAGCAAUGUAGCAUCAGCAGUGAAAAGGCCGUUUAAUUUCAUGGCAAAUUUUCCUUGUCCACCGUCACUCAUUCUUGGGAAGGACGGGGACUUGAGGCCAGCGUAUACCUUAACCACCACCAAGGAUUCCCAACCUCCUCACAAGGCCCAUCCUGUAUGGAAAUGGCAGCUGGGCGGUUCUGCAAUACCUCUUCCACCUAGUCACAAAUUCAGGAAAUUUAAUUCAUAGAAAUGUUUUGGAAGAUAUUUUCUCGAACCGUAUCACCUCCCUUUUGUUGUAAACUGCACAGGAUGGCUUGUACAAGUCCAUUAAUGGUGUUACACCCCCCUUUGGAGUCCUGGUUUAUCGCAUUUUGAAGACAGAAAUCGGAUUACUUUUUUUCCCAUUGCGGGUUUUUUUUUUUUUUUUAAGUGGGGGGGGGGGGGGGUGGGAGAAGGGUUGGUUUACAUACCACAGACUACUUCAGGCUAAAGACUCAAGUAAAACUCAGUUAUUAUGGUAGAGCUGGAACACUUUACUGUUUCAAUGCUAAUAUUGCACCGGUACCUCAAUUCAACUGCUACAAAUAAAUGUCAAAAGGUUGAAUAAUAAAUAUUACAAUGAGCCAUUAAGUUUAUGCACUAGAUUUCAGACCCGAAAGUGUAACUGGUAUUCAGUGAAAGUUUGUUAGGUUACAUGGUUACACAAUAAGGUAGCAAGAAGUUUCUGUGAGCCCAAAAUGUAAUUUUCUGGAGCUCUUAUUUGUGGGGUGUCUUGUUUUUUUGUUUUUUUAAACUAUCCUCAUUCCCUUUCCAAGAGUAGUUGCACUUAACUUUUUUUUUUUUUUUAAUGGAAAGAUUGGGGUAUGAGUCCUGAUUGGAUGCUGAUUAAAAAGCUGUCCCUUGUAUAAGAAGUAAGAGAAAUAUGGGAUUUGUUUUAAAGGAUGUGCUUUUUUUUUUUUACCUUUACAGUCACUCCUUGCAAUUGGAAAGGUCCUUUCUGUACUCUUACCCAAACAUCUAAAAUAGGGUGACUCUCAGUGUGGUCCUGCUUAGCUUGUGGUCUGAAGCUGACUCUUCAAGCUUUCAAAACAAUUAGAACACUUCUCUUAAUAGCAGGAUAUUUAAUGGUCUAACUCUUCAUAGUGACCAAUCAUUAAAUACAAGCAAGAAAAAGAAAAAGAGUCAGAGUCGUAACACCCCAAGUGAAAAAUAACAGUUAUUUCAGGGCUUUUUGGUACCAGAACUCAGGCACUUGGAUUGUAUUACCUUCUGCUUUUUGUUUCCUCCUGCAUCUCUCUAAACUUCUGUUUUCAGGCCAUCCUGGGUAUAGAACAGGAGUUUCUACUGCAAGUGACAAUCAGAGGUGACUAUCUAUAUUUGCACUUAAAAUCGAAGGAGUCCCACAUGCAAAUGGCCCACCCCUUGGAAGGGCCGUGCUGGUGACUGUGCUGUAAUGCUCAGAGCAGUAAAUCAGAAUUAUGGAAAUUUGCACUGUUGGAAAGCAUGCUUUAGCUUUAUUUUCAAUUAAAAACACUGUUUAAAAC
Molecule: messenger RNA, 4586 nt
Organism: Onychomys torridus (southern grasshopper mouse)
Lineage: Eukaryota; Metazoa; Chordata; Mammalia; Rodentia; Cricetidae
Gene: Skida1
Product: SKI/DACH domain containing 1
Exons: 1
Coding region: 542-3289 (915 amino acids)
Source: RefSeq, a predicted model, not a curated record